CGAUUUCAUUUGCUACCAGGGUUCAUUAGAAACAGCGAACAAAUAAAAGAAUAUCGAAUAUGUUCGAUUGUUCAAUGUGUGCAUUAAUGCAGUACCACUAGAGGGCGAUAGCGAGUCAGACAAACAAGGAAAACCCAGUAUACCGGAAGUGGGGAGUGUGAAGCCGUUCCACAUCAGCACAUCCGCAUUGUGUCGGCACGAGAAAAACAACGCAGAUAUAAACAGUGUAUAGCAAUGGAUAUGAAGUCGGGUGACCCUUUCAGCGGUGAGGCUGAGGAGCUCCCUGCAGUAGGAAUGAUCAGCAGACUCUUUCCUAAAGGCUUUUCUGGGAAUAUGGCAAAGGAGUGGCUGGACCGUCGACGCAAAUCUAUCAGGCCCUGGGCCAGCUUUGUGGAUCAACGCAAAUUUUCCAAACCGAAGAAUUUCGGUGAACUGUGCCAGCGUGUUGUGAGAAACCUGGACGCCUUCCAUAGCAACUACACAUUUAUCUUUCUGGGGCUCAUCCUCUACUGCAUUAUCAGCUCGCCCAUGCUGUUGAUCGCUUUGGCUGUAUUUGUUGGUGCCUUUUACAUCAUCCACCUGAAGUCACUAGAGUCCAAGCUGGUUGUUUUCGGGCGUGAGUUGACUCAAGGUCACCAGUUGGGACUAGCUGGAGCAGUGUCCUUACCCGUGUUCUGGCUUGCAGGUGCAGGAACAGCUGUUUUCUGGGUACUGGGUGCUACGCUGGCUGUAAUUGGCUCCCACGCUGCCUUCCGUGAACUGGAACAAUCAGACAUGGAGGAGCUUCUGAUGGAGCCUGUGUAACUCGUCAGCUCUUUGAACAUUGAGCUCUUUAUUUAUCUAGACGUCUUUGCCUGCACAUUGUUACUGCUUUCUGAUAAGUCGUGAUGAAUUAACAAAAUAUUUAAUCCAUCGCCCAUCUGUGAAUAGACUGUUAUUCAGGAAUUCAUGUGUUGUCUUGUGUUCCAGCUACGGAUCAGAUUCUUUAAUUAUUGUCCAGUAAAUAGAUGAGACGUGCUUUUAAAAGCAGACUGGCGUUAAUUCGCUGACAGAUUUAAGCACAGUAGGACACUCAUGGGUAUGCGAAGAUACUUGGCUGUUGCAUAUCGAAGGACUGCAUUAAUAAAAAAAAAGAAAUCAUUGCACAAAUUAAGGCUGUAACACAUCCCACGAAAUAAAUAAAAGACCCUAUGUGUUUUCUUUUCCUUUGAAUAAUUUAAAAGUUUGCUUUAUGAAAAAUAAGAAUGGAAUAUUAUCUACAGUAGGAGUGUUACAGUUUUUGUGAAAUUAUGCAAAAAAGGAAAAAAAAUCUGUCCAUGGUGCCUGUCAACAUUAUUAUUAUUGUGGUGGUGAUUAUUAAUGUUGGGUUUAACUCUAUUAUGACAUACAGUAUCAAAGAGCUUCAUAAAAUGCAGGUUACUCAAGUGCUUUCAUUGCAGUUCUUUGCAGUCUUUGCCAAUUGUUUUUUUAAUCACAUAAUAUUUUUGAAAGUAUCUUUUUACGUAUUUCUUUUCUGAACUCGUCUUUUAUCUUCGUGUUGUAUUUUGAUCAAAAGGAAAGUGCAAUAAAGGCCUCCGCUCGUAAAA
This is a messenger RNA of Clarias gariepinus (North African catfish), 1586 nucleotides long. It is a transcript of the gene rabac1, whose product is annotated as Rab acceptor 1 (prenylated). The record is from RefSeq and is a predicted model, not a curated record. NCBI's taxonomy places the organism in Eukaryota, Metazoa, Chordata, Actinopteri, Siluriformes, Clariidae. The transcript has 6 exons. Bases 235 to 804 code for a protein of 189 amino acids. Gene Ontology annotation, cellular component: Golgi apparatus.